Messenger RNA from Mobula hypostoma (lesser devil ray), 990 nucleotides. Its product is annotated as probable G-protein coupled receptor 139. The coding region runs from base 1 to 990 and encodes 329 amino acids. The record is from RefSeq and is a predicted model, not a curated record. The transcript has a single exon. NCBI's taxonomy places the organism in Eukaryota, Metazoa, Chordata, Chondrichthyes, Myliobatiformes, Myliobatidae. Gene Ontology annotation, molecular function: G protein-coupled receptor activity. Gene Ontology annotation, cellular component: plasma membrane. Gene Ontology annotation, biological process: phospholipase C-activating G protein-coupled receptor signaling pathway.
AUGCGCUCCAGCAAGGCGUUACUCGCACCACUAACGUGGGAUCAUUUAUGGACUUCCUAUUUCUUCCUUUCAGCUAAUUUACUGACAAUCGUGACUCUGACCCGGGGAAGGUGCGGUCUCUCAAAGUGUAUCUCCCGCUACCUGUUGGCCAUGGCAAUCGCCGAUCUCAUGGUCCUGAUUGCUAUCAUCAUUUCCACUGAGAUAAAGGAUAUGUAUUUACCAGUUUCAUUCCUGGAUUACACUCCAGUCUGCAGCUUCAUUUUCGUCCUGAGCGUUGACGCCAUUGACUGUUCUGUCUGGUUAACCGUCGCCUUCACCGUUGAUCGGUUUAUCGCCAUUUGUUUGCAGAAGCUGGGUGCUAAGUAUUGCACCGAGAAAACAGCAAUGAUGGUUAUAAUGGUAGUGUAUAUUUUCUCCUUUACUCUGAACAUUGGCUUUUAUUUCAUAUUUGAGCCCGCAGAAACAAUUGAUGAUAUACCAUUGUCCUGUAUCAUAAAAUCCACCUUCUAUACGUCGCCAGCUUGGAUGGCUUACGAUUGGCUUCGGACGAUAUUAACGCCGUUUAUUCCAUUUGUGCUGAUUUCGCUGCUGAACACGUUGACCAUCAUGCACAUCACCCGGGCCACGAGAAUCAGGAGGAAACUUCUCGGGAGCAGAAAGUACGGAUGUCCUUGUGACCCAGAGACGGAGAAACGACGGAAAUCUAUCAUUUUGCUGCUCACCAUCUCGGGCAGUUUUAUCCUUCUGUGGGUGGUAAAUUUGGUCUAUAAGGUUUUUGUCAUUUUUACCGACGGCAUGUUGUUUCACGGAGACUACUCCAAUCCUUUAACCAUCCUGGGCGAAUCCGGAUUCAUGCUUCAGUGCUUAAGUUCCUGCACGAACACUGUGAUUUACGCACUGGCGCAGAAUAAGUUCAGAGCUGAGAUAGCGAUUCUACUUAAGUCACCAUUUGUUCUGGCAAGUACCUUCAUCAAAUUCUGUUCAAAAUGA